Entelurus aequoreus (snake pipefish) is the source of this 1634-nucleotide messenger RNA. It is a transcript of the gene pawr, whose product is annotated as PRKC, apoptosis, WT1, regulator. Gene Ontology annotation, cellular component: cytoplasm. Lineage: Eukaryota; Metazoa; Chordata; Actinopteri; Syngnathiformes; Syngnathidae. Bases 259 to 1041 code for a protein of 260 amino acids. Gene Ontology annotation, biological process: positive regulation of apoptotic process; apoptotic process. The transcript has 7 exons. The record is from RefSeq and is a predicted model, not a curated record.
UGAUUCGGCUCCACUCGGACGUCUUCGGCUAUUUCCGGGCUUCCCCGCGAAGCUCCGGAGGGCAGGCUGCGCAGAGCGUGGGGACGAAGCGCCAUUCAGUCAAGCAGGCGUCGGGCACACCUGGUCGGAACCUUUCAGCGAACAAAACCAACUUUUACAGGCAGUGAGGAAUGUGGCGAGUUUGACAAGGAGCGAAAGUUUACAGACUUCGUGAAUUGUUUCGCCACCUUGGCAACAACAAGCUAGUUUACGAGCUUCAUGGCAACCGGCGGCUCCAAGUCCAACGCCGCCACCGACUUCCUGGAGGAGUGGAAGGCGAAGCGGGAGAAAAUGAGAGCCAAGAUGUUGGGCGACAUCGCCGCCGCCAGCAACAGCAGCCUCGCGGCGGAGGACACGCCGCAGCCGACGGGCAACCUGAAGAAGGUUGCGUCGCAGACGGACGGCGGUCCCGCGGCGGCCCCGGAGAGCCCCUCUCCCGGUAAGGAGAAGAAAACCUCCGGUCCCAGCGCCAGGAAGGGGAAAUGUCAGAUCGAGAAGAGGAAGCUGCGGGAGAAGAGGAGGUCAACAGGUGUUGUCAGCAUGCCGUCCAAUGAGAGCUUGGACGAACUCGAAGAUGACGAUGGCGGGGAGAAGGGCGGGAGGGCGGAGGAGGAGCAGCUGGUUCUGGCCAACACCUUCCAGAAUGAAGCCAUGACGGCUGAUGCGGCGACGGGCCUCGUCACGGACACUACAAGAACAGGAAGUGGCCGCCCUGUGAGUGACGAGGAGCUAGGCGCCAUCAGCUGGCAUCGCCACUGUCGGGACGCGGCACCGGGAAGUCUGGAGAAGAGGUUGGAGGAGCUGGAGAAGGAGCUGACCAGAGAGCGCCAGGAGAGCGCCAGGCUGCUGAAGGCCCACCAGGACAAAGACGACCUCAUCAACAAGCUCAAGGAGGAGAUCGACCUGCUCAACAGGGAUCUGGACGAUAUCGAGGACGAGAACGAGCAGCUGAAACAAGAGAACAAGACACUGCUCAAAGUGGUGGGUCAGCUGACCAGGUAGAACUUUCCACGCCGCCUCGCUGGACCGAGUUGUGUGUGCGUGCGCGCGCACAUGUGUGUUCUGCUUAGCGUCCUUCUCCGGGUCUCCGAGGACGAUUUGUCCCACUCUUGUGUUGGAGUUGGCUCUCACGGGAGUCACCUAAUGCGUAUUUAAUGUAAAUGUUUUGUACAUAAGAAGCAAUUAGUUGUUUGUUCAGAUCCUUAAAGGGCAAAAAUGAAAAAGAAUGUAUGCGUGUAGCUGCUUGGAAUCCAAGAUGUCCGCCUGAUCAAUCUGCCGCUUCUUCUCGCUCCUCCUGCUUUACACAUUUCAAUGUCGGACUAUUUCGCUUGUCACGCAUCAUGUUUUCAGGGCUAGUUUUUAGUAUUGGAAGUAAGAAGUAUUUUCAUGUCUUUGCUGCUUUUUGCGUCCACCAAAUGAACGAGGGACUAUGAAGGCAUCAAAGGCAACCAGCCAGAAGAAGAUACUCCUUAUUUUUUAUUUUUUUUUAGCUUUUAGACGGCAACAUCGCACAGACGCACGCGUACAAACGGUGCGGAUGUGUUUUGCAUGUACAGAUGCAGGCAUUUAAUAAAAGUUUUCAUUAUCUCUCUUCA